Mesitornis unicolor (brown roatelo) is the source of this 873-nucleotide messenger RNA. Its product is annotated as arginyl aminopeptidase-like 1. The record is from RefSeq and is a predicted model, not a curated record. NCBI's taxonomy places the organism in Eukaryota, Metazoa, Chordata, Aves, Mesitornithiformes, Mesitornithidae. Gene Ontology annotation, molecular function: zinc ion binding; metalloaminopeptidase activity. The transcript is spliced from 6 exons. The annotation marks the transcript as partial. Gene Ontology annotation, biological process: proteolysis.
AUCUGGUGGCUGGAUCCAGAACUGACAUACGGCAAUGCCAAGCCGUUUGUCUUCACGCAGGGCCACUCAGUGUGUAACCGGUCCUUCUUCCCUUGCUUCGACACGCCAGCAGUGAAGUGUACCUAUUCAGCCACUGUCAAGGCUCCAGCAGGGAUACAGGUGCUGAUGAGUGCCACCCAAAGUACCUACUUAGAAGAGGAAGGUAUAUAUCAAUUUUACAUGGAAUAUCCAGUUCCUGCCUAUCUAGUGGCCCUGGUUGCAGGAGACCUUAUACAUGCAGACAUUGGUCCAAGGAGCAGAGUGUGGGCAGAGCCUUGUCUGCUGCCAACAGCCAUCAGCAAGCUUUCUGGCAUGGUUGAGCGCUGGUUGUCUGCUGCAGAGAGUCUGUAUGGCCCAUAUAUAUGGGGAAGAUACGACAUUGUUUUUCUUCCUCCAUCCUUUCCUAUUGUUGCCAUGGAAAACCCCUGCCUGACCUUCAUCAUCUCUUCCAUUCUGGAGAGCGAUGAGUUUUUGAUCAUCGAUGUCAUUCAUGAAGUCGCCCACAGCUGGUUUGGAAACGCAGUCACCAACGCUACAUGGGAGGAGAUGUGGCUGAGCGAGGGGCUGGCCACGUACGCACAGCGCCGGAUCACCACUGAGACCUAUGGAGCUGCCUUCACGUGUUUGGAGACUGCGUUCCGCCUCGAUGCUCUGCACAGACAGAUGAAGCUCCUUGGAGAAGACAACCCAGUCAGCAAGCUUCAGGUUAAACUGGAGCCAGGUGUAAAUCCUAGUAAUUUAAUGAACCUCUUCACCUAUGAGAAAGGCUACUGCUUUGUUUACUACCUGUCCCAGCUUUGUGGUGACCCAAGACACUUUGACUCCUUCCUAAGG